CACCAGUCAAAGGGUGAUAUGAUCGGGUCACGUCAGUAGUCUGACAUUUAGAGAAGGUGCGGUGGAUAUAGGUGGAUCGACGGACGGGCUGAACCUACAUAGAACGGAUCGUACCGACUCCACACGACACGGAUCCACUAGUUGUUUCAACUUGAUGUCAAAGACAUUAACCAACAGAACACAGCAAAAGGAAAGUAGGAGUCACAAAUGGCGAACGUCAGAAUAGACCCGAGCGACCAUAGUACCAACAGAAUGACAGGAUCGAGAGCUAAACUAUGUCGGUAUGACGAACUUCCGGUGUGGAAGAAAAUCUACAUGUGUCCACAUGUCGUGUCCGGGUACAUGACUGACCUAAGCACGCUCCAGUGUCUUAAAAGCACUUACAGACUGUCUAACGAGACAGGGAACGUCCUGACGCACGUGGUCCCCGCCGUGGCGUUCCUCAUCCUGGGGCUGUACGACCAUCACGUCACCAUACCCGGUCGCCAUGGAGACGACAUGGAUUACGUCAUCUCGGCGAUCUACUCCAUCAUCUGUCAGACGUUACUUCUGUCUUCCGCCACGUAUCACAUAUUCACCCCGCACCGCUGUCGGUCCGUCUUCACUCUCGGGCUCGGCUUAGAUCUGUUCGGCAUCGUCCUCACCAUCCUGGCCGUGCUGGCGACGUUCGUGGCGUACUGCUUCAAGUGCUCUAUGUUUUGGCGUAUGUUUUACCAGAUCCUGUGCGUGACCAUGUUGAUCCCGUACGCCGCCAUGUUCCUCCACCCCAAGUACCGCUUCCACUGGGUCCGCCCGGAGAACCGGCUCGUCGGCAUCGGGCCUCCCCUGGCCAUCCUUUCCUUUGCCUUCAUCGCCCAGUCUUAUCUUUACCAUGGCGGGUGGGGAAGUGAUACAGCCUGGAUCUAUCCCGCCAGAUGUUUCAGAAAUGGCGGUAUCUACAUUGCAGCGUUCCUGUUAUUUCAUAUCAAAAACAUCCCACAAGUCUGGUUCCCAGGCCGGUUCGACUACGUGGGGCAUGGGCACCAGUGGUGGCAUCUGGCGGUGGUGCUAGGGCUGCUGGACUGGAGAGACGCUCUGUUCGUCUUCCAGGGUAUCCAGCAACAAAGUCUUAGCUGUUAGUAACAUGGACUGGAGAGACGCCCUGUUCGUCUUACAGAGUAUCCAGCAACAAAGUCUUAGAUGUUAGUAACAUAGACUUUAGAGACGCUCUGUUCGUCUUCCAGGGUAUCCAGCAACAAAGUCUUAACUGCUAGUAACAUGGACUGGAGAGACGCCCUGUUCGUCUUCCAGAGUUUCCAACAAUAAAGUCUCAGCUGUUAGUAACAUGGACCGAUCUACAUGGUUAUUCCACGAUGGGUUUCUUCAGUGAAGUUUAAGUCAACUCGUCUUUCGGAAUGGACGUUAAACGGGGGUCCCGUGUUCGAGGAGGUGCCUCGAGCACGUAAAUCAGCCUCAUUACUCAAAUAUUGGGUACCUACUGACAGAAAAUAAUUCACCAGAUGUAUUAUAUUGUUUCUGUCGUCAUCAAUGAAUAUUUAUGUUAGCCUAAUAUAUGUACUAAGUAUUGACUCACUCUAACAAUAAAGGUGUAAAAAAGCA
Messenger RNA from Branchiostoma floridae (Florida lancelet), 1599 nucleotides. RefSeq names its product progestin and adipoQ receptor family member 3-like. The transcript has 8 exons. Bases 208 to 1119 code for a protein of 303 amino acids. Lineage: Eukaryota; Metazoa; Chordata; Leptocardii; Amphioxiformes; Branchiostomatidae. The record is from RefSeq and is a predicted model, not a curated record. Gene Ontology annotation, molecular function: signaling receptor activity. Gene Ontology annotation, cellular component: membrane.